This is a messenger RNA of Gossypium raimondii (Peruvian cotton), 3234 nucleotides long. Its product is annotated as protein NETWORKED 2A. The record is from RefSeq and is a predicted model, not a curated record. The transcript has a single exon. Gene Ontology annotation, molecular function: actin binding. The coding region runs from base 67 to 3003 and encodes 978 amino acids. Lineage: Eukaryota; Viridiplantae; Streptophyta; Magnoliopsida; Malvales; Malvaceae.
GUUAGAGUUACUAAGCUACUAGUUAGUGUCCAACAGAUUGAAUUGUAUUGUAUUUUUUUUGAAGUAAUGGUUGAAAUUUUGACUUUAAUCGCAGAUGUGGAGGAGAAAGUCUCUAACAUGCUUGAAAUCAUUGAUGAUGAUGGAGAUUCCUUUGCACAAAGAGCAAAUAUGUAUUAUAGAAAGAGACCAGAGCUUUUAGCCAUUGUUGAAGACACUUAUCGAGCUUAUCGAGCAUUAGCUGAGAGAUUUGAUUACUUAUCAAGGGAUCUACAAAGUGCCAACCGCACCAUUGCCACUGUGUUCCCUGAUCAAGUUCCAUAUUCCCUUCAUGAUGAAGAUGACGAAAAUAGUUGCCUUGUAUUGACUUCUUCAAGCCUCAAUAAAUCAAAGUCGUUGAAACCGGGAUCAAGAGUUCCUUCGCCAAAGACAGAUUUCCGGAGCCAGUCGAUGUUGUUGUUGCGAAAGGGACAGUUAAAGAAGGCUUUUAGUUCAGCUAAAGCUGCUUCGUCUCUGAAUUCGGGGUUGAGCAAAGAGGAGGCAUUGGAAGAAAUAAACAAGCUUCAAAAGGAGAUUCUAGAAAUGCAAACCGAAAGGGAGCUUGUGAAGAACUCGUAUGAGCAAGGGUAUAACAAGUUGUGCGAGAUCGAAAACGACAUAACCGAAAAGCAAAAGAGGAUAUACAGUUUGCAGGAUGAGUACGAUAUUAGAUCUGCCAUCGACGAUAAUGAAGCUCGGAUUUUGAUGGCGAAUCGAGUUCUUAAAACGUGCCAAGAGUCUUUGGUUAAGUUGCAAGAAACACAUGAGCAAUCAACUGAAGAAGGAAGAGUUGAAUCCAAGAGGAUUAAGAAAGUAAAUGAGGCGUUUGAAGCUCUUAGGAAGAAGUUUAAUUCCCCACAAACAGAUCAGCAGAAGCAAAAGAAGGCGAGUUCAGCUAGGGAUGUUGAUAACAUGGUUUACGAAUUCAACAGUGCGGAAAAAGAGAGAGAGUAUAUGGAAUUACUGCAAAAGGAGAUAGAGGAGAAGCUUGAAUUAGACUCGAGUUCCUCUCUUACAAUGUCGCAGCUUGCAGAUAAAAUUGAUGACCUUGUACAAAGAGUUGUUAACAUGGAAACUGCAGUCUUUUCUGAGAAUGCUUCGGUAAAAAGAUUGAAAUCGGAUGCCGAUGAGCUUCAGGAACACGUUAAGAGCCUCGAAGAAGAUGAGGAAGUGCUAGCUGAAGGCUCGGACAGCAUGGAACAGAGGAUUAGUGUGUUGGAGGGGGAACUGAGUGGGGUUAAAGAGCUUCUAAAAACUAUUAUAGAACAAAAUAACAGCCUCAAAGCUCAUUUCACUGCAGCAAGUUGUGAUAUCAAUCAUUUAUCAGUGAAUUUACAUGCGGUGAAGAUGGAUGAGGAGGUCGAGAAUGCCGAACUCUCCAAAGAAGGAAAGCCCAAGGUGGAUGCCAAACCAAAUAGGAAAACCAAAGAAUAUUGUACCGAGCUGCUUCCUAGGGAUAGUCCAGCCUUAGACACUGGGAGUGAAAUGGAAGAGAAGGAUGAAGACGUCUCAGCUGAAGAAAUAAACACUGUUGACUCUGAAUCAAGAAAUAAGUUUGAUGUUGAUUCGACAAAGGAUUCGGAAGUGAUAAAUGAAUUCAAAGAUGAGAAGAAAUCUUUGUCCAAAACAGCAAGCUGUACCACUGAUACAGAGAAUCCACAAGUAGAGACCGAAGAAGAAGAGCUACCAAACUGGAGGAACCUGUACUUGAGUGGAUUGGAUGAGAGGGAAAAGGUUUUACUCGAUGAGUACUCUUCAGUUCUUCAUAAUUAUAAGGAUGUAAGAAAGAAGCUUAAAGAAGUAGAUCAGAAAAACCGAGACAGUUUCUACGAAUUGGCAUCUCAGAUCAAGGAACUGAAGAGUGCUCUCGCAGCCAGAGAUGAAGAGAUUCAAUCUUCACGCCAACACUUGAGCUUUAUCGACGAAAAUAAGGAUGGGAACUUGUCAGAAUAUGAAGCAUCCCAUGCAAUCAUGAGCCCGGAAUCUACGUUGACAGAGUCUAUUCAGGCAUCACCUGUAGCAGCAGGUGAGGGGAAAGGUGAACCCAUUGAAAAUCCAGGCGAGGGGAAACGUGAAUCCACUGAAAAAGCAGGUGAGGGGAAAGGUGAAUCCAUUGAAAAUCCAGGUGAGGGAGAAGGUGAAUCCAUUGAAAAUCCAGGUGAGGGAGAAGGUGAAUCCAUUAAAAAAGCAGGUGAGAAAAGUAAAGGAGAUGCUAUGCAGGCAAGGAGUUUGACUCGAUCUCGUUCUAUUUUAACCGUAGAAGAUAAAAUCCGGUCUGACAUAGAUGAGUUGCUUGAGGAAAAUCUAGCCUUUUGGUUGAGGUUCAGCACAUGUUUUCAUCAGAUACAGAAAUAUCAAAAUUCAGUCAAGGACUUGAAAGCUGAGUUAUCAAAAAUGAGAGAAAGAAAGAAGCAAGAAGCAGGUGGAAAGGAAGAGCCUGUUGGAUCAGAGGCACGCCCCAUUUACGCUCAUUUCCGAGAAAUCAAAACUGAAUUGACGCUAUGGUUGGAAAACAAUGCGGUGUUGAAAGACGAAGUGCAAUGUCGAUAUUCUUCGUUGUGCAACAUCCAAGAAGAGAUAGAAAGGAUCAGCAAUGUCAGUGGCCAUGAAGGAGAGCCUCAGUUCAAUGGAUACCAGGCCGCAAAGUUUCAAGGUGAGAUUAUAAACAUGAAACAAGAAAACAAUAAGGUUUCCAACGAAUUAAAUGCAGGCUUCGACUGUGUAAAACAACUCAAGGAGGAAGUUGAGAAUUUGAUGGUCGAGUUGGACAAGGAAAUCGAAGCUGCAACAUCGAAAAAUCAACAAUCCGUGUCAAGAUCACGAUCUAGAAUCCCUCUUCGGUCUUUCUUAUUCGGAAUUAAGUUAAAGAACAAAUGGCAGCAAAAGGGGCCAUCAAUGUUCGCCUGCGGGCAUCCGACUUUGCAGAGACAAUAUAGUUACCUUACAGAUCCUACUGAUCCUUCAUGAUAGACUGUAAUUUUCUUACGACACUAUUGGGAAGAUUUCUCUUUUCUUUUUCUAACAGGUUAAAACUCUUUUUUUUCAUUUAGAGUUUAAUUAUUCAUAAUGGUUUAGAAUUCCUUUGAUCUUGUAUCAUAAUUCUAAUGUAGAACUAAGAAAUGUUUCUAUGAUUAUUGUCUGUUGAUUCUGUCGUUCUCCAUUCAUGGACUUAAGAUCAAUGCAAAUCAAAGUUCUCAA